Messenger RNA from Leptonychotes weddellii (Weddell seal), 2038 nucleotides. It is a transcript of the gene CHRND, whose product is annotated as cholinergic receptor nicotinic delta subunit. The record is from RefSeq and is a predicted model, not a curated record. Lineage: Eukaryota; Metazoa; Chordata; Mammalia; Carnivora; Phocidae. Gene Ontology annotation, molecular function: transmembrane signaling receptor activity; acetylcholine-gated monoatomic cation-selective channel activity. Gene Ontology annotation, biological process: monoatomic ion transmembrane transport. Gene Ontology annotation, cellular component: postsynaptic membrane.
AUUCCCUAGCCCUGUAGACUGGAGGGGCAACCACAAGACCCAGUCAGAGGGACAGGAUGGAGGGGCCAGUGUUAACGCUGGGGCUGCUGAUUGUACUGGUUGUGUGUGGCAGCUGGGGCCUGAAUGAGGAGGAGCGGCUUAUUCGGUACCUGUUUGAAGAGAAAGGCUACAACAAGGAGCUCCGGCCUGUGGCACACCAAAGGGAGAGUGUGGACGUGUCGCUGGCCCUCACGCUCUCCAACCUCAUCUCCCUGAAAGAAGUUGAGGAGACCCUCACCACUAACGUGUGGAUUGAGCACGGCUGGACAGACAGCCGGCUGCAGUGGAAUGCUGAAGAAUUUGGAAAUAUCAGCGUCCUGCGCCUGCCCUCUGACAUGCUGUGGCUCCCAGAGAUUGUGCUGGAGAACAACAAUGACGGCUCCUUCCAGAUUUCCUACUCCUGCAACGUGCUCAUCUACCCCUCGGGCUAUGUGUACUGGCUGCCACCCGCCAUCUUCCGCUCUUCCUGCCCCAUCUCCGUCACCUACUUCCCCUUCGACUGGCAGAACUGCUCCCUCAAGUUCAGUUCCCUCAAGUACACAGCCAAGGAGAUCACCCUGAGUCUGAAGCAGGAGGAAGAAGAGGGCCGCUUCUAUCCCGUGGAAUGGAUCAUCAUCGACCCUGAGGGCUUCACAGAGAACGGGGAAUGGGAGAUAGUGCACCGGCCAGCCAGGAUCAACGUGGACCCCAGCGUCCCACUGGACACUCCUGGCCACCAGGACGUCACCUUCUACCUCAUCAUCCGCCGCAAGCCGCUCUUCUACAUCAUCAACAUCCUGGUGCCCUGCGUGCUCAUCUCCUUCAUGAUCAACCUGGUCUUCUACCUGCCGGCUGACUGUGGCGAGAAGACGUCAAUGGCCAUCUCAGUGCUCCUGGCUCAGUCUGUCUUCCUGCUGCUCAUCUCCAAGCGGCUGCCCGCCACGUCCAUGGCCAUCCCCCUCAUCGGCAAGUUCCUGCUCUUCGGCAUGGUGCUGGUGACCAUGGUCGUGGUGAUCUGUGUCAUCGUACUCAACAUUCACUUUCGCACACCCAGCACCCACGUGCUGUCCGAGGGGGUCAAGAAGCUCUUCCUGGAGACCCUGCCCGAACUCCUACACAUGUCCCGCCCAGCCGAGGAUGGGCCCAGCCCAGGGGCUCUCGUCCGGAGGAGCAGCUCCCUGGGCUACAUUUCUAAGGCCGAGGAGUACUUCUUGCUCAAGUCCCGAAGUGACCUCAUGUUUGAGAAGCAGUCUGAGCGGCAUGGGCUGGCCCGGCGCCUCACCACUUCACGCCCGCCCCCAGCAGGCUCUGAGCAAGCCCAGCAGGAGCUCUUCAGUGAGCUGAAGCCAGCCGUGGAUGGGGCCAACUUCAUCGUCGGCCACAUGAGGGACCAGAACAAUUACAACGAGGAGAAGGACUGCUGGAACCGAGUGGCCCGCACAGUGGACCGACUCUGCCUGUUUGUGGUGACACCAAUCAUGGUUGUGGGCACGGCCUGGAUCUUCCUUCAGGGCGCCUACAACCAGCCUCCACCUCAGCCCUUCCCCGGGGACCCCUUCUCCUACCACGAGCAGGACAAGCGCUUCAUCUAGAACAGCUGGAUCUCUCACUUUGGGGAAGCCAGCUGUCAUGGGGAGCAGUCCUGUGGAGAGGCCCACCUGGCAAGGACCGGAAGCCCUCUGCCUGCAGCCCCAUGAGUGAGCUUGGAAGCAGAUCCUCCAGCCCCGGUGGGGCCUUCAGAUGAGAUCAUGACCCUGGUCAACAUCUUGGGUGCAGCCCCAUGAGUUCUUGAGCCAGAGCCACCCAGCUAAGCUGCUCCUGGAUUCCUGACCCUCAGAAACUGCAUGGGAUAGCAUAUGUUUGUUGCUUUAAGAGACAAAGUUGUGGGGUGCUUUGUUACACCAGAGGGUGAUCUGGGGUGAACCACUGUCAUCUCUUAGGUUCUGUUUUCUCAUCAACCAAAUGUGUAAGUCCCGUUUGUGAGGUGUUGUGAAAAUCGAAUGUGCUAGUUGGCAUAAAG